Messenger RNA from Cuscuta campestris, 949 nucleotides. Lineage: Eukaryota; Viridiplantae; Streptophyta; Magnoliopsida; Solanales; Convolvulaceae. The record is from the annotation of a GenBank genome assembly.
UCGCCGCCGCCGCCGCCUCCUCCAUCCCAAUCGCCGCCGCCGCCUCCUCCUCCAUCCCAAUCGCCGCCUUGCAUCGUCUCCACCAUCCCAAUCAAUCAAUCAUCGCCCUGCAUCGUCUCCACCGUCCUACAUAGCCGCCGCUACCCCAAUAAGCUUCAGAAUAUUAAUUUCACAAAAUCGAUGCGGAUGUGAAUUUCAGAAUAUUAAUUUCACGAUUAAUAGUACUUAUAUUUGAUUAUCCAUCCUUGCAAAAUUUUUGAGGCAUGAAGGUGCGAUCGUCUGUGAAGAAAAUGUGCUCAUUUUGCCGCACAAUAAGGCGAAAUGGGGUAAUAUAUGUUAUAUGCUCAGCUAAUCCCAAGCACAAGCAACGUCAAGGCUUUAUCAUGUCUGCAUACGGGCAUUCAGCCACCAUGUCGAUGGCGAUAAGUUGUCCCAAACAAGAGAAGCCCGGAGCCGGCUUUGGUUUCAUCAAUGCUUUGCCUCAUUCUUUUCCUCUUGCAUCCAGAAAUGCGGGAAAUACGGAUGAGGUAUCUGUGAUUCCCUUGUGGAAAAGGGGUAUAAUGGUCUCUUCAAUGGUUGCGGACGGUAAGCAUUUUGUGCUGAAAUCAUUUUAAUCUGUCUUCUUUGCAUUAUGUAACAUAUUGAUUGAGACCAGCAGCCACAGAAGGUGGAAGUGGGAUUGUUGUAUUGUUUAAUACUCCCUUUGUCUCAAUUUAAAUUGACUGUUUACCUUUUUUCUCCGUCCCAAAAUAAGUUGCCUGUUAGUUGUUAUCGUAAACUUUUAAAAAUAAAAUACCCAAACUACCCCUAAAAUAAGUCACCCUUCUUCACCUUAUCUUCUAAUUCAUAGUUACUCCUUCUAAAAAGUAAUGACAAUUUCAAAAAAUCAAUUAUAUUUUUUCUUUUCUUUAAAUAUGUCCAAAAGUCAAAACAGACGAUUUAAAACGGG